Messenger RNA from Ostrea edulis (European flat oyster), 5024 nucleotides. Its product is annotated as alpha-(1,3)-fucosyltransferase fut-5-like. The record is from RefSeq and is a predicted model, not a curated record. Bases 3151 to 4341 code for a protein of 396 amino acids. Gene Ontology annotation, molecular function: alpha-(1->3)-fucosyltransferase activity. Gene Ontology annotation, cellular component: membrane. The transcript has 7 exons. Lineage: Eukaryota; Metazoa; Mollusca; Bivalvia; Ostreida; Ostreidae.
AAAUCUUAAAUGUACACGUAUACCAUUCAGUCUAGCGACUCCACAAAGGAUAUUUAACGAAACGUUACCCGUACUGUAGAGGGUAUUUUGCAAUAUCAUUAUUUCAUUCUAAAAUGCGAAAUGCUGGGUGAAAGUGAUAUUGUGUGUAAAUAUUACAGAUGUGGUUAUACAUUAUAAUCGGAAAUCAAUUCUGUUAAUUGCUGAUGUUAGAACUGGAAAUGUUGUCCUUGUUCAAUCGAUCGGAGCUCAAUACUUUUAAAGCACUAAAGGAAUCGGUCACUGAACGCUUUUGAAAUUAUUGUGACAUUUCGAAAUCUGUGAUCGAAUAUGUUGUUUUGUUAGCACGCGAGUUGUGUAUGUUUGUUGCGCAUAUAUUUCAUGUCUAAAGUUUUGCAACUCAUCGUAAUGACUGAUUGGAGGAAAGUAUUGACAUUUCAUCAGUUCAACUUUACAUAAGAUUUACCACUGGAGAAAGCAAACCAGAAAUGAAGGACCAAAUACACAUACAAAAAGAAUGCCACAGCAUAUCCUCAAGUUCUCAUCGAAAGCGGAUAAAGUUAUUUUUGUGUUCUAUCGUAUUUGUUAGUACCUGCCUUUUAGUGUUCUCCAGUUAUCUAUCAAUUUCUUAUCAAGUAUACCCAAAUGGACCUCAGCGUCAUGUAUACUUCUUCAAUCAAAAACACUGGGUGAAUGGGACCGAGAAACGCAUUCUGUUGUGGACGAGAUAUUUCUACGACGUUGAUUGGGCAGGGUAUGUCCGGCAAACGUUGGAUACUAUGUGUUCCUACAAUUGCACAGUGACCGUUGACAAGGGCACCAUUAAAGAGGCCAAUGCGGUUGUCUUCCAUUUGUUAGAUUUAUAUUUUUGGGAAACUCCGCCAAAAUAUCGAGCACCGCAUCAGGUGUGGGUGUUACAUAAUGCCGAACCACCCCCUCACCAGUACUACAAUGGAAGGACGCUGAUGUACUCUCGAUAUGUAUUUAACUGGACUUAUUCAUAUAAAACAGAUUCCACGAUUGUAGGUACUUACGGGUACUCUUGGCCACGCGAGAAGAAAGAAUCUAAAGUACUGAAAAAACAACCUCGCAAAAAUUUUGCAGAAGGGAAGACCAAAAUGACUUAUGCUGUGAUAAGUAAUUGUGUGGAUGAUGCUGGAAGAUUUCAAUAUGUGAAGAAAUUAAGAAAAUACACUCCUAUCGAUCUGUACGGUAGAUGCGGAAAUCUUAUUUGUCCGAGGAAUAACAGUUGUGACGCCAUAUUAAAACCUUACAGAUUCGCUAUAGCAUUUGAAAAUAGUAAUUGCAAGGGGUAUGUGUCAGAAAAAUUCUGGAGUGCUCUUGGAAGAGAAAGUAUACCUUUAGUUAACUGGAUACCAGAACAAAUUCCGGGUGAUGCUCCCCCUAAGUCUUAUAUUAAUGUUCAUGAGUUUUCCACAAUGGAGGAUAUUGCCAAAUUUUUAGAUAAUCUAGCUGUUAACGAUACGGAAUACAAUAGUUAUUUUGAAUGGCGGCAAAACUAUCAUAUUGGUCAGGGAUUCUUAAGAGGAUUUUGUGACCUUUGCAAAUCUCUGUAUAAUGAUUCCAUACCAGCUCAAGUUGUUGACUACCAAAGCUGGUUAUCUGAUGACACCUGCCAGGAAUGGUCCGUAAGUAACUCUCUCUCUCUCUCUCUCUCUCUCUCUCUCAAAAUACUGUAUGAUAAUUCCAAUUUAUUACAAUUGUGUUGAUUGGACGAGAAUUUCGACAUCAAUAAAUCCGAAAACGCGAUCUAUUCAUACGUGCCUGAAAACAAAUAACGCAAUGAAUGGAGACUCCGUUCAAUCCGUUAUUUUGAUACCACUGUUCGCGUAAUCCUUACCAAAUAUGGAGCGUUGUCAAAGUGAAAAGAUGCAUUGGCUAUACGGUAACGAACGGGUCAACGAUUGAUAUAAUAGUACUUAAGCAAUCCUAAUCUUUUCUUUCAGGAAACAUAAAACGUAGUUUGGAAAUUCUUAAUUUCGUUUGCGAGUUUAAAAAAUCUAUCAAAUGCAUAAUACAUGUAUAUAGUUUGUCUGAGCCACGCUUGAUGUUUGCUGAAAGAAAAAACUGCUUGGAAAAGUUGAUACUCUAAAUCAGAAUAUGAUGUCAAAAUUCGUAAUCUAGGUAAUGUUGAUCAAACUAAGAAUAAGCAACUACAUGUACGUUACUUUCUUGAAUAGGGCGUAAAACGAUUUCUUUGCACACUAGUGAGCAUAAUUUUGAAGCGAAAGUUUGACUCGGGGGCCAGAAUGAGUCCCCAUUAUACAAACAAAUGUAAGUUCUUUGGUUGAAAUUUAAAUUCGGUUCGUACAGCAAUUGCCCUUGUCGUCUUUUGAUAUCAUUUUUUAAAUUAUUUAUUUAUUUAUUUUGUUAUAUUUUUAUUUGGUUGGUGAGUCAACUUAAAAUGUUUUGUUUGAUCAAAAUAGAAAUCGGGCAAGCAAUAUUAAUACGUGUAAGUUCUUGCAUCAGAUAAAGGUGUACUGACAUGUUUAAUCUAUAAUAAUAUAUAUUAUAUGGAAUUGAAUUGGAUCUAUAGAAUUUAAAAUUUCAAAAUGUUGAUAAUUUUCACAAAAUAUUUAAAUGUUUUCAUUAUGCACCUUGAAAAUGUCUGUUCGCGUUUUAAAAGUUUUUUGUACAUGUAGUUCUACAAGCUCUCGUGUACAUUAUAAUUAUUUUCAAUGGUCUACUCUGAUAAAAAAUAAUAAUUUCAUGAUGACUAUUGUGGAGAAACAACUAGCUUUGAAAUCUUAUUUCCACACCAAAGCAGUCAUAUUCGUUUUAGUUAUUCAAUAAUACGGUACGGCCCUUUGAUUUUUACCGAUUAUCAAAAUUCUCUUGAUAAUUUAAAGAUCUUGGUUCUUAAAACGUAAUAUAUGAAGCCAUUUCUAUACUUGUAAAUAAAGCAGUUUGCAUUUCAUAAGUUUUCCAAGUGUUAUUUUUCUUUUGUAGAUAUUCAGCGUUUUCAGUAGGAGGGUGAAAAACUACUUUUUGUGAUCUCAAGCAUUCCUUGAUGCCUAAAUGUUUGGAAAAACUCCUUUUCAACAAUAGAAUGUAAAUGUUUUUAUUGAAAUAUAUGAUAAUUCUUAAUUAAAAUGUAUAUUUUGUUUAUAUUGUUUUAUUGUUGUUUCGAGAAUGGGUCGUCACCAUCUGAACGUAAUUGAGGCGCCAAAUCCGGUCAAGGCCGUUAGCGAGGGGUUCUUUAUCGUGCCAACGCCCAUAUCCAGGCUCCACAUGGAACAUAAUAGUACAAAAAAGAUAAAGUCAACAACAACAAUGUUGAACACAGUGAAUGAAACACAACAGGAAGUCCAUUGUUCACCAAAUGUUUUGAAAAUGGAGAGAAGAAAAUAUGCCAUGUAUGUUUGGAAAAUGGGAUUCGACCCCAACAUCGUCGUUGGUUCUGGGCCGGACUGCUUUCUAUCGUGGGAUAAGAUAGGCUCAUGCUUCACACAUACUUGGAAUACAGAAGAAAAGCGGAAAUGGUUGUGGGCGACCUGCAACACUCCUAAUCGUGAAAUUUCAACAAUUUUUCUGUCGGAUGUGAAGAACAAUUUAGAAUCAUCAUUCUUAUUACGGGAUUGUGAAAGUAGUGGCGUUCACUUGUUGAGAAAAGCAUUAUCUGAAGGUCACGAACAGGUGCCUGGUUUGAAAAUUUACGCUUUGUUUGCCGUCAGUGAUGAAUACGUCUCAGAACGUCUCCUGGUUCCUUACGUAGUAUGGUACAAUGACCAUUGCGCACGUUCAAAUGCUGAAAAAUUUGAUGGCGUAGCAGUGAAUAAUGAAGCAUACAAUAAAGUCAAGAGCUCGGGGGAUGUGAGCAUUGUGACGCUUUAUCUCGAUCGCCUACAGGAAGUUCAUCUCCAGGCUCGGAAGCAAGUGCGCGACCGUCUUUUAACGCAUUAUUCCAUCGGAUGGCAUUGGGGUCGUCGUAACGGAGAAACCCAAAUAAUUCCAUGGAGAGGUAAAAGCGUUGAUGUCCUACAUCACAUGAUCGACAUAUUUGACAGCAUCGAUGUCCAGGUUGCAUCUACGAAGUUUCCUACGAUUAAAGACAGAAUGCAUAUAGCUGGUUUAGACUAUGCCUCGACUCUUGGGAAACAAAUUUACGCAACGCUCUAUACAAAUAAGGCUGAUUCGGGUCUUUGCCACACGUCGUUUUUUCCUGAGACCUGUCGUUCGUCUGAAAAAUCAGAGGCAGAACUCUAUAAUAUUGUCGAUCAGUUUGUAAAAGAAGGACUUGAAUCUGUACAACCAUGUAUACAUUACUUCCGAGGAGUGUACUCUUGUGGUGGAAAUCCUGAUUGGCCAGUUCAUACAACAUAAGACUGGAAGUGGAAAGUUUGAUUGGUCGGUUCAAACACCAUAAGACUGGAAGUGGAAAGUUUGAUUGGUCGGUUCAAACAACAUAAGACUGGAAGUGGAAAGUUUGAUUGGUCGGUUCAAACAACAUAAGACUGGAAGUGGAAAGUUUGAUUGGUCGGUUCAAACACCAUAAGACUGGAAGUGGAAAGUUUGAUUGGUCGGUUCAAACAACAUAAGACUGGAAGUGGAAAGUUUGAUUGGUCGGUUCAUACAACAUAAGACUGGAAGUGGAAAGUUUGAUUGGUCGGUUCAUAGGAUUUGAGAUGGAAAUUCUUAAUUCUAAUGGGCCAGUCCAUAUAGCAUAAGACUGGAAAUGGAAAUUCAAAUUGGUUAGUUCAUAUCAUAAACAUUCUGAUUGGCCAGUUCAUAUAGCAUAGAACAGUCAGGACAUUAAAAUUCUGAUUGGCCAGUCCAUAUAGCAUAAGAGUGAUAAGACAGAGUAUAAACAUUCUGAUUGGCCAGUGUAUACAUGUAUAGCAUAAGAUUGGACAUGGUGGGAGCUCAUGAUAUUUUGUUGAGUCUCCUAUCAAGUCCUUUAAUAUUUAUUUGCUAAUUAGGAAAUAAGUAAGACAAGUGCAGAUUUCAGUUCUUAAACAAACGUAUGCUUUGAUAAUAUUGUGAAAAUACACAUCUUACAUGAAUCA